CUAUAGACGCCAUGACUCUGGACAAGAACAAGUCCAGUCGUCUAUACUGCCAGCUGAGGAGUGACCCAACCCAAAACAAUGUUGGAGUGACGAGUUUCUUGGUAAUGUUGGUCUCAGACAUGAAGAAAUGACCUUAAAGGACAUAUUGAUGUUUCUUUAUUUCAUCCAAGGAUUGUGUGGAGCAUUUGGACAUGAAUUCUCAGAAGAUGAUCAGGUUCAAUUUGUGGACAUAUUUGAUAAUGUGACCCUACCCUGCUUCCACUACAAUUAUGUUAACACAGAGGUGCGUGGGUUUACUUCACAGAAUAAUACAUACUGGAGACAGGAAGGAAAGCACUACUUGGGAGAGAAAGUCCUUCCUAAUGGUUCUCUGUUCCUGACCAAUGUUACUCAGGAGCAGAAUGGUCACUACAAGUGUCUACGGAUGCAAGAUGACAGAGUUAUUGAAUCCAUUCGAUUAGUAGUUAGAGGCCCACCAAAUCCUCCUGAGAAUGUGACCAUCACAGCAUCAACUGUUAUUGCUAAGGUGACAUGGAACCUGCAUCUGGAGGAGGACUGGGAAUAUUCCUUAGAGGGCCCUAAGACCACACUCCACCUCCUGUAUCAUCGAGCAGGUUCAGAUGAGUGGCAGGUGUUACCACAUAGCAUACCUCCCUCACAGGGUUGGUUACAUAUAUUUAGAUUACAUCCCAACACAACUUACGAGUUUCAACUAUGGACCUCAAACAUGUAUGGACAGAGCGAUAAUGUCACUGUCGUCACCACAACCACUCCUGCUACCACUGAAAAUGAAUUAGCAAAAAUUGUUGGAAAAAAAUUGGAAGGAUUCAGCCCCAACGUGUGGAUCGUUGCUGUGGUUGUGGUAAUGGUUGUGUCCAAUGUGCUGGUAGGCCUUCUCAUAGUAGUCUAUUAUUUCCAGCAGAAACUUAAAAAGUCAGCCGAGGCAGAUGACCCAGAAAAGAUUGAGUUGGUUCCACACAUCAUUGAAAAUCCUGGAUAUCAAGUGGAGCAGUCUUAUAGUGUGGAGACAAUACAUGAAAGCCUUCUCUCACCAUCUACAAGUGCCCAGAGUACUGCAGUUGUUGUUUAAGAGGUCUUUGGUAAUGUAAGCAUUGUUAUUUUAGUGUUUAGCAGAUAUUGAGCAACAUUGCCAGUCCUUCUGAUGCUCAUUAUAAACGUGAUGAAACUGGGACUAUGAGGCAUCUGUCCUGUCCUUACAUAUUUUGCUUUAAACGAAGCACAGAAUCUGUAAUACCCAGCAGCCAAAACUUGACAAAAGUAUCAGAGGACAAAAUAUGACUUGUCUGAAAUUUGGAAAUUCAGACUAAUUUAAAUUGCAGACCUCAACUUGUCUCAGGGCUUCCAAAAACUGGAAGUGUAGAUCUAUAAACUUCUGAUAUUUUUGUCGGUAGAAGAAAUUUUGUUUUAAUUACCGCAAAAGAAGGUAUACAGUACAUUAGCUGUGUUGAAAAUAUCUUAUUUCUUUCAGGUGGUGCAUUAUAAUGAAGAAGGUGAAGCAUGGUGUUAGCCACCCUUUGCACUCUGUUGAUACAUUUGGUCACCUUGGCGUAUAGGCUGCUUAACUCUUUCUAAAUUUAUAAAUACAUUUUCAUCAUCAUUAAUCAAAAUGAUUUGCAAAAAAGAUUAGAAUGAACUAACCUUUUCCUGUACAUCUUACAUGGCUGUUAUUUGGUCACAAAGUAAGAUGAGGCAUAAAGCAUCAUCUUUUCAUAUGUCAACCACCACACACAACUUCAUAAGACAUUGAAGUGUUGAUGACUUCCCCAGUAAGAGUAACCAAAUAUUUACCACAGAAAUUUGUACGUUUGUUCGGUUUGGAAUUAUGAAGAAGUUGCUAGGUAGUAGCAUUGAGAAGAGGUGUACAGUAGACAGACAAACAGUUAAAGUGGCGGGUAUACGGCCAGCAUCCUAAGAGGGGAAACUGGAGUAAUAUAGAUGAGAGGGUCUCAUGAGGGUGUGAGGGCUGGAAGGGCUUAUUAAGAGAUGGCAGCAUACAUGUGUGUGUGUGUGUGAGAGAGAGAGAGAGAGAGAGAAAGCUGUUUUAGCCCAUUUGUGAUUUGCAGAAAGAAUAUACUAUAUAGAGAAUAAAGGUGUAAUUAGCGAGCUACAAAGCCCUGGUUACCUGAUGCCAUUGUAUGUUUCUGUGAGUAUCACUUCCCGUAUCAUACACACUAGUACAUGCUGAGUCUUAUUCCAGCAUUUCAGAUAUUAACCACAUGGAUACCUACCUGCCUACCAGUGUCAAAUAUCUUGUAACGAUGCUCAAAAUACUUGCUGGAAAAAUGCACUUAUAAGGUUGGUUUUGUAGUAAAUAGAACAGCUGGCAGUACUGUAGCUGGUGCUCCCAGUACAAUAAUAUGACGACAACUUCUCUUGAUAUACUGUACUUUUGAGGGACAGUAGAAAUACUUAAAAGAAGGAAUGUGAGUUUCACAAUACAA
Molecule: messenger RNA, 2462 nt
Organism: Homarus americanus (American lobster)
Lineage: Eukaryota; Metazoa; Arthropoda; Malacostraca; Decapoda; Nephropidae
Product: contactin-3-like
Exons: 7
Coding region: 128-1090 (320 amino acids)
Molecular function (GO): protein binding
Source: RefSeq, a predicted model, not a curated record